GCUUUCAACAAAAGCCCGGAUAUCAGGAAGAACACAUCCUCUGCCGGUGCCUCGCCAGGCCGGACGCUCGGCCGGGUCUAUUCCCCGCUGCACCGCCCCUUUUCUCGCAGCGAAGCCGCGGCUCCGCGCCCCGCCCGGCCCUCAGCGAUCCCGGGGCAGGUGCCAGGCCUGGAGCGCGGGGCGGGGCGGAGAGAGGGGCGGUGGCCGGGCCGCCUCCGCCCACAGCGGCUCCGGGCGGGCAGCGGGAGCGGCGGGGCCCAGGCGCCAUGAGCGGCCCGUGGGGCGCGGGGUGCCCGGCCCGGCAGGGAUUGCUGUGGGGAGCGGCGGCGCUGCUGGCGAUGGGCGUCCUKCUCGGGGCCUGGCGCUGGGCCGGCCGCCGCCGCCGCCGCCUGCAGCGGAUCGGGACGGUUCUCAGGCUUUUCGUGUACCCGGUGAAGUCGUGCCGGGGGGUGUCGGUGCCUCGGGCGCAGGUGACGGCAAUGGGGCUGCGCAGCGGGGAGCUGCGGGACAGGUUCUGGCUCGUGGUGAAGGAGGACGGGCACAUGGUGACAGCUCGCCAGGAGCCGCGGCUGGUCCUCGUGUCUGUCAGCAGUGAAAAUGGGCACUUGACCUUGGAGGCCCCGGACAUGGACAGGAUAUGCGUGCCUAUAAAGCUCCCCAAGAAAAAUCCCGUCCGUAACUGCAGGGUGUUUGGUCAGGAUAUCCAAGGCAGGGAUUGUGGUGAUGAAGUGGCWCAGUGGAUCACCACAUUCCUGAACUCAGAGCCCUGUCGACUGGUGCACUUUGAGCCCUCCAUGGUGCCAAGAAAGUCAAAGGACACAAUAGCCCUUUUCCGAAACACAGAUGAGGUUGCCUAUCCUGACUGCAGCCCAGUGUUGAUCAUCUCUGAAGCUUCAAUGGAUGAUUUAAAUACCAGGCUGGAAAAGAAAGCUAAGAUACAGAACUUCAGGCCAAAUAUUUUUGUGACAGACUGCAGUGCUUUUGAGGAGGACACCUGGGAGGAUAUUCUUAUUGGUGAUGUGGAGAUGAAAGGGACUGUGUGUUGUGGCAGGUGUAUUUUAACAACCGUUAAUCCAGACACCGGGGUCAUCGACAGGAAGGAGCCCUUGGAAACGUUGAAAAGUUACCGCUUGUGUGACCCAUCUGAGAAACACAUAUACAAAACAAGCCCUCUCUUUGGGAAAUACUUUGCUGUUGACAAAACUGGAACAAUUCAAGUUGGAGACCCUGUGUACAAGAUCAUCUGGGAAUGAAAGAGACUUUGAUCAGAAGAUUUUUCACUUUAUAUGCAGAUUGUUUUUCCAUGUAUACAGUCACUAGCAUAAUUUUUUCUUCUUCCUUGCAAUAUUUUUUAAGGUGCAGGAGGCUGUGAAGUCAAUAAUUUGAGUUCAUGUAAUCUACUGGCAUACCUGUAGUAACCACAUCUUUAGUUUUUCUGGAGGGUGUGGUAGAAGAAACUAAUUCAAGACAGACUUAACAGCACUACUGUGAGCAUCACACCUCCUAAAAUUUCAUUGCAACCAUAAUAUUGGAAUCCAAAUUUAUGUACAAGAGUUUGUAUCAUGUGUUAGAUACAUUCAGUGCCUAUAAAAAACUGCAGAAACAGUCAUGCCAAGCACAAUGUGUGUUGGUCACACAGCUGCCUUUACAAGUGAUCAUGGAGUGCAGAUGGCAGGACUCUGCCACCCUGCUUUGGUCUUAAUCCUUGUUGGAUUCCACCCUCCUUUAGUCCCAGUCAUCUUGCCCUGUGUCUGGAGGUAUUUUUUUGCAGUGUUUGUUACCUUGCAGUUGUUUCCUGAAGAUUCUCUUGAGACUGGAGCAGUAUCAGAAGGAGGAUUGUGAGCUGACUAAAUGAUAGUCUGGUUUAGAGGUGGGGGUGCUAGGUAAUGAUGUAGAUGGCUGUGGUUUGGUUUAGUUUGUGACCUCUGCUUGACAGUUUGAACCUUUGAAUUUUUCUCCUGUGAAGCAUAACACUGAGGCUGUAGAGUAGUGAUCCAUUUGCUAACAUAGCAGAAGAAUUUCCAUUUUGACUAAAAGAACUGGGUGUUCACUGUGUCAGAGACUUCACACACAUUGGAGGGGAAGAAAAGCCAUAGGGAGUGAUCUGAUGAUGAGCCUGCCCAUUCCAAGCUGGUGUCCAGGCCAAUAUUUUAGGGCUCUGUGUUCAUGCACAGCUCCUCUCUGGCUCAGUGAAUCCCUUUCUGUAGAAAGUCAGGCUGCUAAGCAGAUGUUUGGGAAGCUGCAGUUGAGCAUGUUAAUAYCCUUACUGGUUCUCCAUUUAGAUCUCUGUCUGUCCCCCAGUCCUCCUCCAAUCUAACCAAAUUGUCAGCCAUUUGUAGGAACCUGAUAAUUAUAUUUUCUACUGCAUAAAACUAAUGAGAGAGAGAAGUAGCUAAAUUAUGGCAGUAUUAUCUUUUCUUUCAAUGUGAUUUGUUUUUUUAAAACGUGGCCUACAGGACAAAAGCCAGCUAUCUUUYGAAUACUUGUCUGUUUUUUCUUUUUGUAUGGAUUACUAAAUUUGGAAAGAUUGUUACCCUAGAUUAAAAGAGGAAUCUAAGUGUGAAGAAGGACUAAUAUGAUCCAAUCUGAUGUUUAGAUUGUUAAUUUUCUCUUUUAAGUAUGAAAGUGGAGUUUUGAGGCAUGUUUGUAACUCAAAUCUGUAAAACAAAGAGCCGUUGAGCUUUGAGGAAGUGCAGGUGGAUGUAUGUGGCAAGCUUGAAGCAAUCAUGUAGGGGUGGUUGUUUUUGAUUUUUUUUUUAAACUCAGAGUUCCUCUGAAUACCAUUUUGUUAACAGGGUACUCUGUAAAUGUGAAGUUUUCCUAGACAGACAAGUGCCCAGUUUGAAGUGCAUGUUGUAUAUUCAUGUGUUAUGCCUGAUGCAGCAGCUAGUGGGGAGAAGUGAGAGAAAAAAGCAGCUUUUGAAAAGAAAAAGAAUUCUGAGGCUCAUUUUUUAAAAGCAUAUGUUGAAGGUUCUUAGUGUUAGAAGCUGAAAGCUUGUGGAAUUCCUAAUGGUAUUAUUACGCACAGGCAGCCUGCUGGCCUGCCAAAGCAAUUAAUUAAGUGUAUGUCUCUUCAUUAAGUCAAAGAAGCGGAAGGAACAAGAGCUGAUUUUUUUGCUUCUAGCCAAACGUAUUUUUUCCACUAUUGUUUUAACAGCACAUCAGCAUUUCCGUAACUCAAAUUGUGUGCUAUAGAUCCUGUUGCCUUUCAUUAGGCUGCUGUUGAUUGGKCUAAUUUGGAAAUGGGACUGUCUUUGCAAUGAGAAACUGCCRUCUGCAUUCCUGUUAGGGAGAGGCCAUAGAUAUAAACCCCUGAGUUACUCCUGUAAAGCCCCUUAAAAGAAUGUGGCUGGAAUCCUGAAACAGGUGUGCAUCUGAAUACAACGUGGUUCACAAAUGGCACAUAAAUCAAUUAUGUGGUCAAAGAGGGCCAUUUUGUGGAAUUGAGAGCAUAACUUAGAACAUUGCACUAUAAAUAUUUUCAUAUGAUUGUUGAAUUGCUGUAACUGUAGGAAUUGUGUUUGAUUUUGUUAAAGYGAUUUAGAAAAUGGACUGAAAACAUGUCAAUCAUAAACCACUGUUUUUAAAAUUGUGCACUUAAACAAUUGUUAAUUGUUUUUUUUAACUCUAAUGGAAGAAAACAAAAGUAUAAACUUCUACUGAAUCG
Malurus melanocephalus (red-backed fairy wren) is the source of this 3667-nucleotide messenger RNA. Its product is annotated as mitochondrial amidoxime reducing component 2-like. The coding region runs from base 267 to 1253 and encodes 328 amino acids. Gene Ontology annotation, molecular function: molybdenum ion binding; molybdopterin cofactor binding; pyridoxal phosphate binding. Gene Ontology annotation, biological process: nitrate metabolic process. The transcript has 7 exons. Gene Ontology annotation, cellular component: mitochondrial inner membrane. The record is from RefSeq and is a predicted model, not a curated record. NCBI's taxonomy places the organism in Eukaryota, Metazoa, Chordata, Aves, Passeriformes, Maluridae.